Ilyonectria robusta is the source of this 1299-nucleotide messenger RNA. RefSeq lists its product as uncharacterized. The transcript is spliced from 4 exons. The record is from RefSeq and is a predicted model, not a curated record. Bases 1 to 1299 code for a protein of 432 amino acids. Lineage: Eukaryota; Fungi; Ascomycota; Sordariomycetes; Hypocreales; Nectriaceae.
AUGGCCGCCUUGAAGCGGUUCAACAUCGAAGCCUUUACCCUGCUGGGAGUUGCUCUGUUGAUAACUGGGCUGCGGUGCUUCAUCCGUAUCCGCUCCGUGGGGUUCAAGGGUCUGUGGGCGGAUGACUACUUGGCGGUUCUGGCUGCUAUUACUUAUUCGGCGGAAACUGGACUGGCGUAUUCUGUGGGCAACAUCGCUCAUGGCCUGGCCAACAACUCGAUGACGGAUGCUGAGCGAAAGGCCCUGGAUCCUAACAGCGAAGAAUAUGCGCUGAGCAGGGUUCUCGGUUCUCAGAUCCAGCUUGCAGGAUGGUCGACCUACUCGUUCCUCUUAUGGGUGCUCAAGGCAUGCAUGUGCACCUUCUACUACCGCCUGACCAAGGACCUCGAGGGUUACCGAUCGAAAAUCUACUUUGGCUUCGGCUUCAUCAUCACGAGCUGGGUCGCCGUCCAGCUGAACAUCCUCCUUAGCUGCCGCCCGUCCUUCAGCAUGUGGUGGCAGAUAUAUCCCGACCCCGGCGAGUUCUGCCACCCGGCCAUCUCUCCGUCCAUCGUCUGGACCGGCCUCGCCCUCAACGUCGCCACGGAUCUCUACCUCAUCAUGAUCCCCAUGCCUAUGCUUUGGAAGGCGGCCAUGCCCUGGGUCCAGAAGUUCUGGCUGAUUGCCCUUUUCAGCUGCGGUCUCUUCGUUACUAUGGCUGCCAUCCUCCGUGUUGUUCUCCUUGUGUCGGACCCUGUCAACGGUGCCAUGCUCGCUGGUUCAUGGGCAGUUCGCGAGACAUUCACUGCCGUCGUCACUACCAACAUCCCCAUGCUCUUCCCACACUUCAAGAAGGCGAUUGGCCCGAUCGUCUCCCGCGUAGGAUCCUCCCUUGGCUUCUCUCGAAAUAGCAAGUCUGGCGGAACGGGAACUAGCUUCUCCAAGGGAACACUCGACACCUGGAGGCGCAAGAACGACCGACACGGUUCUAUCCCGCUACGCGGAAACACUAUGUCGGGUGAUCGACAGAGCGAUGAGAGCGAGACAUUCAUGAUCGACCUCCCCCGGAUGAACAAGGGGAACGAUCACUCCAACAAGAACAACAACAAAACCGGGAGGCCGGGCAUCCAACGCGACGUCGAGGUGUCCGUGUUCGAGAUGAAGAAUCAGGGAGAGCAACAACAGCGACUGGAGCGAACACAUUCACAGAACGUAAACUACUCAACAACCCGGGCAGGCUCCCAGGUUCAGGCACCACAGCCAGCAGCGCAGUCCAGGUCCUACCAUAACCACAUUCACGGCUACUAUAACAGGGACUAA